Messenger RNA from Prunus avium (sweet cherry), 1425 nucleotides. The record is from RefSeq and is a predicted model, not a curated record. Lineage: Eukaryota; Viridiplantae; Streptophyta; Magnoliopsida; Rosales; Rosaceae.
GGAACAGAAUGUGUGGCCAUAGAAACAAAGAAGAGAGGUGGUGGGAAAAUUAGCCAAAAGCAACCUGUACAUAGGAAGUCCAUUGACACAUUUGGGCAGAGAACUUCACAGUACAGAGGUGUCACAAGACAUAGAUGGACUGGUAGAUAUGAGGCCCAUCUUUGGGACAACAGUUGCAAGAAGGAAGGGCAAACCAGAAAAGGAAGGCAAGUUUAUUUGGGAGGCUAUGAUAUGGAAGAGAAAGCUGCAAGAGCUUAUGAUCUUGCCGCCCUUAAGUACUGGGGUUCUGCAACCCAUAUAAACUUUCCAUUGGAAAAUUACACUGCACAACUUGAAGAGAUGAAGAAUAUGAGCCGGCAGGAAUAUGUAGCGCAUCUGAGAAGGAAAAGCAGUGGAUUUUCAAGGGGGGCUUCAAUGUACCGAGGAGUAACAAGACAUCACCAGCAUGGGAGAUGGCAAGCUAGGAUUGGCAGGGUAGCAGGAAACAAAGACCUGUAUCUUGGGACUUUUGGUACCCAAGAGGAAGCUGCAGAAGCUUAUGAUAUAGCUGCAAUCAAGUUCCGCGGCGUAAAUGCGGUCACCAACUUUGACAUUACCAGAUAUGAUGUUGAAAAAAUCAUGGCCAGCAAUACCUUGCUUGCUGGAGAGUUUGCUAGGCGUACCAAAGAGAUAGAACCUAACAUAGAGGCCAAUGCCAUCGAAUAUAACCCAUCAGCACAGAACAAUGGGGAAGCCAACCAACCCGAAAUCAACAAUGGGAAUGGUCUGGACUGGAAGAUGGCCUUGUACCAAUCUGCACAGGAACAACCAACUAGCUGUGUUCAAGCAGUUGAUCAGAAAUCGAUUGGUUCAUUGAACUAUAGGCAUCCCUCUUUCUCAAUGGCAUUGCAGGACCUUAUUGGUGUUGAAUCAGUGAACUCAAAUCAGCCAUUGAUGGAUGAGUCUGCUAAGGUUGGGGCACAUUUCUCAAAUCCAUCCUCAUUGGUGACCAGUUUGAGCAGCUCCAGAGAAGCUAGCCCUGACAAAUCUGGCCCCAACAUGCUCUUUGCAAAGCCACCAUUAGCAUCAAAGUUCAUCUGCCCUACUUCUGCAGCAGCUGCUGCUGUUAGCUCUUGGUUCCCAACAGCCCAGCUGAGGCCUGCUGCUAUCUCCAUGUCUCACUUGCCUCUUUUUGCUGCUUGGAAUGACACCUAGACAAUUGGAUGUGUUUUGUUGAAAUGUAUUAAAGUUUUUGCAUGGACGAGAAAAAAGAGAGGAAGAAAUUAAUGAUGUUAGGGGGGUAGAAAAAGGUGAUGGUGAUUAUGUUAUCUGAAGAUAAUUAGUGGAGGAAAUUCAGGGUUAAUGAAAAAGACAAGGGUAGGCCAUGGGAGGCCAGUUGUCUGUUUGUAACCAAAGUAAGUGUAAGAAACUUUUUCCAAAACCAAA